Molecule: messenger RNA, 423 nt
Organism: Arctia plantaginis
Lineage: Eukaryota; Metazoa; Arthropoda; Insecta; Lepidoptera; Erebidae
Source: the annotation of a GenBank genome assembly
AUGGGUAUCGAUGGAAAUACAAUUUUAGCACAAAGUUUAAAGAAACAGGGGGUGGAGUAUGUAUUUGGAAUAGUAGGUAUACCUGUUAUUGAGACUGCCCUUGCAUUUCAAUUAGCAGGUCUGAAAUAUGUUGGUAUGCGCAAUGAGCAAGCAGCAUGCUAUGCAGCACAGGCAGUUGGAUAUCUCACAGGCAAACCAGGAGUAUGUCUUGCAGUAUCUGGUCCUGGUCUACUCCACUGCAUUGGAGGUAUGGCCAAUGCACAGGUUAAUUGCUGGCCUCUUAUAGUCAUCGCGGGCUCCUGCCCUCAGGACCAUGAAGGUAUCGGCGGCUUCCAGGAAUGGCCACAGGUGGAGUCUAGCCGACUUUACUGUAAAUAUGCAGUUCGCCCCCCCCUCACCGCGACUCAUCCCUCUGCAUGUUGA